CGCACACGAACGCACGCACACGCACGUGCGUCGUCGAGGACAUGCCGGUGCGAAACGGAUACAACCUUGUGGAGGAAGCGGCGGCGGAUCUGCGUGUCCCGCUGUACGACGAAGAAGCUUUUAGGCAUGGUAUCACCUUCCAGAGCAAGUACGUUGGCAGCCUGAACAUGCCAAGGCCCAGCAGUCGCGUGGAGAUCGUGGCAGCCAUGAGGAGAAUCAGGAAUGAAUUUAAGACAAAAUGCAUCAAGAAGAAGAAAGUUAGCAUUGUCGUGUCUGUGGAUGGCGUGAAAGUGAUCCUCUGGAAAAAUCAGAAGAGGAAGGAAUGGACAUGGGAUGAGAGCAAGCUGCUGGUUCUGCACGAUCCCAUAUACAGGAUUUUCUAUGUGUCCCAUGACUCCCGAGAGCUGAGGGUCUUCAGCUACAUCGCCCGAGAUGGAUCAAGCAGUUCUUUCCGGUGCAAUGUCUUCAAAUCCAAGAAAAAGGUCCAGGCGGUGCGCAUUGUGCGGACUUUAGGCCAGGCCUUCGAAGUGAGCCAUCAGUUGAGCCUGCAGAAUGCACAGCAGCACCUUGGAGAGAGCCAGAGUUCAGAAGAGGAGCUGUCAGGUGACAGUCAACAGCUGACCGGAGCUCAAGAGGGUGUGGAGGAUGCCACUAGGAAGGGGACCCUAGCAGGAAGGCCAUGUGACCAGGCAGCUAGAGAAGAUCCUGGAAGCGAGGAGUUGGAUAUGCUCAAAUCAAGCUAUGAUCUUAAAGCCAGAGACUCACAAGACUGGGAGACGUUCCUGCUGAGCAUGGAGGGGCCACAGGGAGAUCUGUCCCUCACCAGCAACCAGGCAUUUCAGCUUCCUCCGCUGGCUGCCCAACAUCACCUGCAGCUGCUCCAGCACCAGCUGCACCAACAGCAGCUACAGAUGCAGGUGGCGGUCUCACAGGUGCAGCUCCUCAAAGAGCAGCUGGCAGCCGAGACCCAGGCGCGGACAGAGGCCCAGGCCCAGGUGGGCCAGUUGCUGCUCCAGAACAGGGACUUGCUCCAGCAUGUGGCUCUGCUACUCCAACAGCUGAAAGAUCUGGAGGGCAAAGCCCUUGACAUCAUCCACAGUGGGGAGAGCUCACCCUGGGGCCCAGUAUUUUCCCUUAGCCUGAGGAACAGCCACUGCUCAGAGAGAGGUCAGUCUUUUGACUCCAGCCCAGUGGGUAAACCGGGAAAAACUUCCACUCCGACUCUCCUCGAGGGCUGUGCCGAGUCCUGCUUCAGCCUUCUCAGCUUGGGGAACGAGGCUCAUCUGGAUGCUCCAGGAGAGGACAAGGCCUUGGUUGAGGCAGAGGUCAGUCAGCAAGUAGAAGGGUCAGAUGACUCAGGAGGCCAGAUCGUCAAGAUCAACACUCGGACUGUCCGGAGGGUUAUGGAAUGGUUUCAGCAGAGUGUCCCCAGGCUGAAUGCCCCUCCCUCUAAUGCGGGUCGUAAAAAGGUGGAUAAAACACGCUUCCUUGGUCAACCGCAGCCUACAUGCGACAUAGAUGGGGUGUCUCUCGGCCACCGGACGAGCCCUCCUCAUGCUGAGCCCUGUGACACCUACUCGCUGGGUAACAGCGAAAACGAAUCCUGCACCACCAGCGAGGACUCUGGUGUUCGCUGCGAGAAGUCAGCCCUCUCACCCCAACACCAGGCUGCACUCAAGGCCCAGGGCCCAUGCCUGUCUGCCUCCAGCAGUUGCAGUGGCCAACAGGAAGACUCUGAUGGGUACAGCCCCACCUCCAUGCCUGUGCUUUCCUCCUGUCCUGCCGCAACACCCGACAGCUACGAGUGUCCAUUCACUUCCUCGUCCAUAGCCAGCGGUAUCUGAAGAGAAGUUGCUAAGCAGGUGUCAUGGCAAGAUCAACAAGUUGUGUUUCUGGGACUUUUUUUUGCCUUAAUAUUACCCAUAUAGUAUGUGGAAUGCAAUGCAAAGUGUGCUAGAUUAUUUCAUGCAAGUAGUCUUUUUAUGUACACUAGGCCUUCAACUUACAAAUAAGUCAGAAUGCAGCCCCGACUCGACACCAAAACAUUGCAGUUUGAAUCAUUUAUUUGACUGCUUUUUAGUCAUUUAAAAGCUGCAUUAAAAUUAAAACUUAGUUCUGAUCACCAAUUUCAGAAACGCCGUACAUAAGCUGUAAACACAGUAAGAAGUGUGUUGAGUGAUGUCUUUCAACUCUACCGUGUUCCUGUACCUUCUAAGUUUCUGAGCAAUCAGAAAUACAGGACAUAUUCACUCCAUGACAGACACAUUUCAGAAAACAGAACAGGGAAAAAAAUGCAACUUUAGUAUAAAUAAAAAACUGUCAUCCUCAAAAAUUCAUAAAUCAAAUGUUUCUUACAUGAGGUACCAGUGUACGUGUUUUUUUAUUUAUUUGUAUUGAAAAUUUGUGAAGUGAGAGGUUACAUCCUAAACUGUGUCUGAAGGUCUAUAAUGUAUUUCUUGCCACUGUGUCUUCUCUUACAGGUGUUACAUUGUUUCUGGUUUUAGACUGAUCUCUACCACCUUUACCUUUGCCAGACACUGCAGAAUAUGUCUCCAAAAUAGGCUCCAUCCAAUCAAUGUUGACCCUGUUUUGUAAAACGCAAGCAAUACUUUGCAUAACCAGUAACACUGUGUUAAGAGUUAACUGUUAACUGAACUGUUUAGCGUUAACAUCAUUCAUAAAUAUUGUAGCUUUCAGGAAAAUAGCAUCCAGAAAAUGUCAAGGUAAUUCAGCUUCUAUAGCAAAAGCAACAGGCUUUCUAUUAGCAUAAAGCAUGCAAAGUAAGAAAAAAUGCGGUGACAUUCAAGUGGCGGUUGUACGAUUGGGGCAGAGCUGUGUGCCAGUUGCAAUAUGAGAAAGGUAAUAAAGAAAGUUACUGAUUGGAGAGAGAGAUAAGGUAAUCUGGGAUCAUUAGCUUUCAGCAAUGAUAAAUUAUGGUCUUAAGCAUGAACUGCGUGAUAAGAAGCAUAGGAGAUAUGUACAUGGAAUAAGUUAUGUCAGUAAAGUCUGGGAACAGGGGUAUGGUAAUCUUGUGAAUUUUAAUUCAGUCUGAUACUGUUCACAUUGCAAAUGAGCAUCAUGUAUAAAUUGGCUCGUUUUACUAAUAAAUCUGUCCCCAUUUGUAAUACUAACAAAACAGACAUCAGUAGUUCCACUCCAAGUGUACAUAUUUCUAUGUUGUUAGGAUUCCAGAGAAGAAAAUUUGUCUUUCUUUAGAAAUAAAGGGACAAUUAAUGAGACAGAGUAUAAUCAUGUUAAAUGAUGUCUAAAGGUUUUUGUUUGAUCUCUUCCUCCCUUUUGCUAUA
Molecule: messenger RNA, 3305 nt
Organism: Scleropages formosus (Asian bonytongue)
Lineage: Eukaryota; Metazoa; Chordata; Actinopteri; Osteoglossiformes; Osteoglossidae
Product: carboxyl-terminal PDZ ligand of neuronal nitric oxide synthase protein-like
Exons: 11
Coding region: 42-1844 (600 amino acids)
Molecular function (GO): nitric-oxide synthase binding
Source: RefSeq, a predicted model, not a curated record